Molecule: messenger RNA, 717 nt
Organism: Tetrahymena thermophila SB210
Lineage: Eukaryota; Ciliophora; Oligohymenophorea; Hymenostomatida; Tetrahymenidae
Product: Rab-family small GTPase
Exons: 7
Molecular function (GO): GTP binding; GTPase activity
Source: RefSeq, a predicted model, not a curated record
AAAACAAACAAACAAAUAAAUAAAUAAAUUAUUUAGAUCUUAAAAACUUUAAAGACUUAUUAAAAAAAAGUAAAGUAAAUGAAUAACACACCAUAUUAGGAACAAAGUUAAGAAUACGACCAUCUUUUCAAACUUGUUUUGAUUGGAAAUUCAGGUGUUGGUAAAUCAUGUAUGCUCAUGAGAUAUGCCGAAAAUACUUUUACAUAAAACUUUUAUAAUACAAUCGGUGUCGAUUUCAAAAUUAAAACCAUCAAUCUCCAAGGCAAAUAAAUCAAAUUGUAAAUUUGGGAUACUGCUGGUCAAGAUAGAUUCAAAACUAUUACAACUAAUUAUUACAGAGGUGCUCAUGGUAUCGUUGUUGUUUAUGAUGUCACUGAUAAACUCUCAUUUGAAAAUGUUAAAACCUGGAUGUCAGAAAUUGAAAAAUAUGCCCAAGAAAAUGUUUGUAAAUUACUUAUUGGUAAUAAGAGCGAUCUCUCUGAUAAAAGAGUUGUAUCUACUGAAGAAGGUUAAUAGUUGGCUUCUUCAUUGAAAAUCAAGUUCAUUGAAACAUCUGCCAAAAACUCUAACAAUAUAGAUUCUGCUUUUGAAAGCAUGGCCUAAGAUGUACUCAUAAGAAUUAGUGAUAUUAAAACCUAAUAAGAUAAUGAAAGAAGACGUCUUAAACCCGGUUAAAAUGUAAGUGAAUAAAAGAGUAGCAGUGAAGGAUGCUGUUGA